Messenger RNA from Diachasmimorpha longicaudata, 2909 nucleotides. It is a transcript of the gene Pax, whose product is annotated as leupaxin-like. Gene Ontology annotation, molecular function: actin binding; transcription coregulator activity; muscle alpha-actinin binding. The transcript is spliced from 9 exons. The record is from RefSeq and is a predicted model, not a curated record. Gene Ontology annotation, biological process: heart development; actin cytoskeleton organization; muscle structure development. NCBI's taxonomy places the organism in Eukaryota, Metazoa, Arthropoda, Insecta, Hymenoptera, Braconidae. Gene Ontology annotation, cellular component: stress fiber; nucleus; Z disc. The coding region runs from base 138 to 1862 and encodes 574 amino acids.
ACUAUUUUCUCUCACUUUUAGAAGACAUUUUCGGGAUCGCCAAAGUGAUAAAUAAUAAAUUCGUUAUUUUGGUAAUUUAGUGAAUGGGAAAAUUCUAUUUAACAAGAAUUGUUGGGGAUUAAUUAAUUGUUGUCACGAUGGAUAGAACAAUGUAUGGAAAAGUUCAUCGCGGAGCCACGUACAUACCAUAUAGGAUUACCUCUAAAAAAGCGGAAGCUCCUGGCUAUGCAUUGCUGGCUGACCUGCAGAAUACCAUUUCUCCUGAGGGAGCUCAUCAACACCACCACGUGGGUAACAACGCGACCCCGGGUUACGGUUCCCUGAAUGGAUCCAGAAAUCAUGGGGUAAAUGUGUAUCGGUCUUACGACACUCGAACUUCUGCACUUCCACCGCAGUCGCCGACUUAUCAGAACCGAGAGGUAAUUGAGGAAGCUGUAACAACAAGUGUAUCUCAACCUUCCGGGAAAAUGCCAUCACUGAACAACAACCUUUCAGAACUUGAUACACUUCUUCAGGAUCUCAGCAAUGCACGUUACAAUUCUCAGUUUCAAGAACGAGACCCUAGAUCGGCAAUCGCAGGACAGAAUGGCGGAGCCGGCAGUCCCAUGAUGCGAUCAUCAAGUAGUUUGUCAACAUCCAGGCCUACUGUUGAUUCCCUUCUCGAGGAAUUGAGCACUGCUGUACCCUAUGUUGAAUAUCCACAAGAGGGACGUGUCAAAGUGACAGUUCAGGAAACGUCGACCGAGGUCCAGCCCGUGUACGAGCCCAUGUCUUUCUCGCACAAUGAAGUACAUCGGGGAUUUUCCAACGGCCAUGCGGCAAGUAGUGCAACCAAGGAACUGGACGACCUCAUGGCAUCGCUCUCCGAGUUUAAGAUCAACUCAGGAAGUCAUCAGCUACAACUGGUGACAGAUUCACCUUACGCAAAGCCUAACAAAGCUACGAAGAGUAGUCCAAGUCCAUUGCCUCAAGAGCCAACUCCGGCCCAGACACGAAUUCACAUAACUGAGACCCAAACAUCCCAUCAAUACCAACCCCAACAGGGCGAGAGUAGUCACACGACCACUCACAUCAGACAGAACCAGUUGGAUUCUAUGCUUGGUAAUCUCCAGGCAGACAUGAGUAGACAAGGUGUCACUACAACUCAGAAGGGGUGCUGCAGUGCUUGCGAAAAGCCUAUUGUUGGCCAAGUAAUAACAGCACUUGGAAAAACAUGGCAUCCGGAACAUUUUACUUGCACUCAUUGUCGUGAAGAACUGGGGACUAGGAAUUUUUUUGAAAGAGAAAAUCAUCCUUACUGCGAGAAUGAUUACCACAAUUUGUUCUCACCGAGAUGUGCUUAUUGCAAUGGACCGAUUUUGGAUAAAUGUGUAACAGCAUUGGAGAAGACUUGGCACACCGAGCAUUUCUUCUGUGCUCAAUGUGGAAAACAAUUCGGUGAAGAAGGUUUCCAUGAGAGAGAUGGUAAACCAUACUGUCGUGAGGAUUAUUUCGAUAUGUUUGCACCGAAAUGCGGUGGUUGCAAUCGUGCUAUCAUGGAGAACUACAUCUCAGCCCUCAAUAGCCAGUGGCACCCUGAUUGCUUCGUUUGCAGGGACUGCCGGCAAAAAUUCCAGGGUGGUUCAUUUUUCGAUCACGAGGGCCUUCCCUACUGUGAAACUCAUUACCAUGCGAAACGAGGGUCUCUAUGCGCUGGAUGCCAUAAACCAAUAACAGGUCGUUGCAUCACGGCAAUGUUCAGGAAAUUUCACCCCGAGCACUUUGUCUGCGCGUUCUGUCUGAAGCAGCUCAACAAAGGAACAUUCAAGGAACAGAAUGAUAAGCCCUACUGCCACGGCUGCUUCGAAAAGCUCUUUGGUUGAUCCUCUAGAAAGCUUCAGAAAAAUUAUUCGCAAAAAUUUUAAAGAAGUCCCAUCAUUGAAAUUACAAUGAGGAAAUUUUGAAAAUACUAAUUGCUGCAAUACAGGAGAUGAAUUCCUCUUAAAUUCUUUUAAAUUUAUUAUAUUUAUGACGAUUAUUUUUUCCUAGAAUUUUAACGAAUUUUCAAUAGCCAGUAGGGCUUCAGAACAGACAAAAUAUGCCCAUUAAUUCUCUUGACUGAAUUCUAGUGAAAAAAUAAUCUGAAAGAUACCCCUCGAGAUGCAAAAAUGAUCGGGCAUUUCCCUCUUCUCGUCCCCCGAAGAAAAAUCGAUUUAUAUUUUUAUUUAGGAUAAUUAAUGCAAAGCUCAUUUGAUAUCUGCAUGAACUAUAUAAAAUAAUAUUUACAAUCAAUUGAAAUUUCUAUCACGGCAACUUCCCAUUUGUUAACAAUUAAUAAAUAUUCAUUGAAUCAUAUUCAACCACCCUAUCCAUGAGUAAUUAAUAAAUCUUGGUUAACGCUGAAGGAAUUGUUGUGUAUAACGGAAAUAUGACGUUCAUUUAUUGAUAAAGAGCUUGUCGAGAAAUGGCCAAUCAUUCCAAAGCUCGUGGGGUAUAACUAACAAAUAUUUAUGUACAGUUAUCAUUACUUCUUGAUUAAUUUUGAAGUUCUCUUAUUUUGGAAUUGAUUUUUUAACGUGACGGAGGGAAGCGAAAUGUUAUUAUUAUGAAGUUUUAGAACUAAUAGAUAUUUUCAGUUGCAAUUUAUGGUACUAUUAAUACAGUAUUAGAUAAUAAACUCAAGCUAUGAAAUUAGUUGUUCGAUGAGAAUGCCAAAUAGCGAUUAAAAAAUCUACAGUGUCAAUAAUUGUGCGAACUUGAUUUAACUGAACAGAAAAGUGAAAUAGAAAUUGAAAAACCAAGUUUUAUAUGAAAUCAGGCUCCAGAUUGUUUAUUUGGCUUUGUACAAUCAACAAUGUUGUUUUUUAAGUAAACAUUGAUAAUCCUAAACAUUAAGAAAAUGUUCAAUAAAUACAGGACCAUUAAAAGAU